Messenger RNA from Cebus imitator (Panamanian white-faced capuchin), 3418 nucleotides. RefSeq lists its product as uncharacterized. NCBI's taxonomy places the organism in Eukaryota, Metazoa, Chordata, Mammalia, Primates, Cebidae. The transcript has 3 exons. The coding region runs from base 47 to 655 and encodes 202 amino acids. The record is from RefSeq and is a predicted model, not a curated record.
GCGGCCGCGGACUGGCCUCCAUCACCGCCAACCUGCCCUGGCCGCCAUGUUGGGAGGAAACGACGCGUCACGCAGCGGCCAAACGGCUGCAGAGGAGGAAGCGGCGGCGGCGGCGGCGGCGGCGGCGGCGCUGCCUGCCCAGAGAGCUGCCGCGGCGCCGGGAGGCUGGGGGCGGAGGGCGGUGCGGGAGGAGCGGCCCGAGCCGCAGCGCUACGGCGGCCCGGCGGGGCCUCCCGCGUUCGCCUGCAGGGCGGUGUGGGGCGUGGCGGGCGUCCUGUGGCGCCGCGCCCAGCACUUCGGGCUGUUGUCUGCGGCCGGCCUGCGGACCAAGGAUCCCCCCUACUCGGCACCCCUGCUCCUGCCGGGUGAACAGGACUCCUGGCUACUCUGCACCGGCUUCUCUAACUUUCUGAUGGAAGUGCAGUCCUUUGCCUUCGAAGGGUCACAGGAACACCCGCAUCGCCGGUUCUCAGCCGCACUGGGUCUCCGCCUGCAGCGCUCGACUCUAAAAUUUCCUUCCCCUGUAUGCGGAACUGCCCUCCAGGACUGCGCUCUCCGACAACCUCAGGGAGGAUUCUCUUUUGGGAAAAGUGUUGCUCCAUUUCUAAUUGAUCUUUGUUUCUUCAUAAUGGAAUGUUGUGCCAGGUACUGUUGAAGAGAUGGCAACUUACUAUUGUUGAACUUCUGGCCUCAAGCAGUCCUCCUGCCUCAGCCUCCCAAAGUGCUGAGAUUACAGGCAUAAGCCACCAUGCCCAGCCUCUCUUUUUACUCCUAUGGCCGCAUGCUGAAGAUGGCAGAACCACUAGUUAGGAGUCUUCGUUCCUGAAUUGGAACUCUUGGAGAAGAACCAUCUACCCCAUUAGGAAAACCUAUUUUGGACUUUACAUGAAUGAAGCAGACUCUUCAGUUAUGUUUAGCAGUCAGCUUUAUCCUUGGGAUUCAUCGAUGAACAAGACAAGCUGGCACCUGUAGUCCAGCACUUUGGGAGGCCAAGGCAGGAAAAUGGCUUGAGGCCAGGAGUUCCAGAUAAAACUGGGCAACAUAGCAAGACCCUGUCUCUAUAAAAAAUAAAGAAAAAUUAGCCAGGCACAGUGGCAUGCACGUGUAGCUGCAGCUACUCAGGAGACUGAGGUGGGAGAAUCACUUGAAUUCAGGAGUUCGAGGCUGCAGUGAGCUACGAUAUGAUAGUGCCAUGGCAUUCAUAAUCAUCUUGUCUGCUUGCUUUGCUUGCUGAUUGGUUGCAUGUUUCUCUAUCAUCUGUUAUAUUGCUGGCAUAGAGAAGGCCUUUGCCGGCAAUAUAAUAGAUAAUAUAGAGAACACUUAUAUACUGCACACUUAUAGAAACUUGGAUAAAUGAAAGGCACCAGGCUAAGUCAAGCACGAUACCUGCCCUUUUGGACCUUACAGUAUAGAGUAGGAAAAAGAUAUUAAGUCAGUAGCGAAUAUACAAUUACAAAUCUGUUAAGUAUGAUUAAAGAAUAGAGUGCUGUGAGGGAAUCUGCUUCGGAUUGCAGAUUCAGGAAUGGCUUCCCUGAAGAAGUGGCAUUUAAAUUGAAACCUGAAGGAAGAAUAGACAUUAGCCAGACUAAGUCAUGAGUAACUUUCCAGGCAAAGUCUUUUGGGGUAGGAGGAAACUUGGCAAGUUUCAGGAAACAAAACAAGGCAAUGUGGCCAAAAGUUAGGAUCAAGGGGAAUGGUGCCAGUCAGGAUGAAGAGGGAGCUAGGAACAAGAUCAUUCAGAAUCUUGCGGGCCAUGUUACGGGGUUGCAAUUUCAUCCUAACAGCAACAGAAAUGCAUGGAAAGGUUUUAAAAGUGGGGGAUGAAGUAAUCAAAUUGGUGAUUUAAAAAUAAUCCCUCUGUUACGUGGAGAAUGGAUUGCAGGGAGACAAGUAAGAAUGUGGCAAAACAUUAAGGAAUUGAUUACAAUGACCAAUGCCUUGGUUGGGUCCAGGGUCACCAAGCAAGGUUGUUGAGAUCAUUCCCUGCACAACGGGGCAAGUGGGGCUGAAAUGCAUCCCCACUAUCUGCCCAAAAGAAGAGGCUCCGGGCCGGGUGUGGUGGCUCAUGCCUGUAAUCCCAGCACUUGGGAGGCUAAGGUGGGCGGAUCACGAGGUCAAGAGAUCGAGAAUUCUGUUAGUUUUCAAAACAUUCCAUAAUCUGACUCCUGAUGUUGGUAGAGGAGGAAAAAGCAUUAUUUUCCCUCUACCCAUGUUAAGUUAGUUCAAGUUAGUUAAGUUACUUCAUGCAGAUUAGAUGGACAAAAGACAAAUUAAUAAAAGCAAGCAUUUAUUAACCUCUUUGUGGCACAGUGAUGAGUAACUCAAAAGGGUGGUGGUUAGAACUUGUUCUUACAUAGCAGCUUAACAAAAUAACAAUACAUUUUUAGAAAAAUUCUAUAAAGGAAAGGACUUUGAGCUUCUAGCAUAGCAAAUUUGGGAAGGUGACUAUAUGAGAGAACUAGCGGAAUAUGAAAGCUAGGUAAUAAACUUCGUUAUGUAUUAUUGAUUCCUAAGGGUCCAGAGUUGUCUCCAAUGAUUAACUUCUGUCCUUCCUGGGAAAGGGGUGGGGGGGUGGGAGGGACAAAGGGGAGACACCUUUACAAAGCCAGGGUUACAAUUUGGCAAGCCUAGCUCCAGAGCCCAUACUCUAAAUAACUAAAUUACACCACCUUUGUAACAGUUUAGUUUGUCUAUAAAAGACAAACGUCCCAGCCCCUCUGCCUCAGAUAUAUGCUUGUGGGCACUCAUGUUCCAGCACAUUUGCUUUUCCAAACCACCCUCUGCCUUUUAUCCCUGUGCAACGUUACUCACAUAAACACCAAGUUCAUUCACACCUGUGUGCCUUUUUGUUCAUCUUUCAGCUAUCCAGAGUGCUCACUGCAACCUUUCUUUUAUUUGUUGUCCCCAAAGGCUUCCCAACCUUCAAAGUCUCUUUGAAAUUCCAUCCUCUCCUAAAAGUUCUUUCUUCUACCUGCAGUAACACUAUUCUCUCCCUUCUAUGUCUUACAGCAUUGCCUACCUCACACUUUAUGCCUGACUGUCCCCAGUAGUGUUUAAUUCUCUAAGUUUUUGAAGACUAGGCAUACAUGAAAAGAUAAGGCAGCCAACUUAGCAAAAGAUGAGAAACAUUGAUUAAACAGAAUCAGUUUUGCUGAGACCACAAUAACGUCAUGACUAAUAGAAGAAAGGCCAUCUCCAAAGUAAAUUGUCUGCUUUCUUGCUUUUCAUGUAAGCUAAUUUGAUAUUCCACUUGCACCAGUCUGCUUGUUUUUACCUCAUUUAUUAAGACAAUAAAUGGAUAUAGUGUAUCUUUAGCCAGGCAUAGUGUUGCAUGCCUGCAAUCCCAGCACUUUGGGAGGCUGAGGCGGGUGGAUCACCUGAGUUCAGGAGUUUCAGACCAGCCUGGCCAACAUGAUGA